UUACAUUUUAUACUUAUUUUGAACGAGGACUUUGGGUUAUUACUGAGGUCAGAAAGGAAAAGAAAACCGACGAAUUGAUCUUCCGAUUCGAAUCUACGAUGUUCUUGUAUGUCAUUACUAAUUACGCAAUUAUUUGGCCCAAUUGAUAAAUAAUUUGAAAAAAAAUUCAGAUUGUAAAUAGAAUGAUUAAAAGAUUCAAGAGAUACUGAUUUAAACUAUUUUUAAUUUCCACAGUAGUUAAAAAGUACAAUACAACCGUUAUAAAGAUUGAUUAAUAAUGUAAAUAUAACAAAUCGUUAAGUUCUGGUAGUUUGUAGUUGUGUUUUAUAUUUCUUUGUUGGCUUAAAGUUCAUUUUUCAUUGUGAUGUCUGAUAAAAACGAAUUUCCGAAUUGAUUUAAGUACCUGGCUGUAUUACAAAUAAGUAAAUAUUAAUCGCGAUGUAGAUGUAUGACAAUGGCUUUAUUGUACAUAAUCAGACAUGUUGGUAAAGUCGGUCUCAGGAGCCAUUCUCUGCAGGAAGAUGAGAACCCACCUCAGGAUUACAUUAACAAUAUCUUUCACGAUAUUCUUCCUUCUCUACAAGAUCAACAAAAAUCAAAAAAGGCAACUGUUUGAUGCAUGCCCUGACAAGUCCCUCAUGACUUUUCAAGAAGAAAGCCUUGCAAGGAUACCAGAUUUGAUCCACUUCUACAGAAACUACACCGAAGCAGGUAAGAUAUCAAAGAGCGAGUUGAUCUGCAUAAAAGCUGCAUUGCACAAACACAACCGAGUCUAUAUCCACUCAGAAAACCCGUUGGCGACUGGUGAAGUGUUAAGACGUGCAAAUUUCAGCCAAGAUUCGCUUACUAUCCGCCUUGCUUCGAAAUCAAUACAGCUACCUAUAGUUGUAGACAUAUUGUGGAAUUAUGGAGGUAUUUUUCUACAAAAUGAUGUCUACCUUAUACAAAGGUUGGAUGAUCUUCGAUUCCACAGCCAGGUAAAGACAACUGACGGCAGCAUUAUUGCUGCGAACAAAUACGACAUCAGGACUGGCUGGUUUUUAGAUUCUCGCUGGUAUAAGGUGGACGGUGUGGUGCUGGAGCGAGAUUGGGGAGCACUUUAUCUAAAAGAAGUGCUCCGUACUUGCACCGUAAAGGCUGUCAAGCUCAGUGACGGCCAGCGACUGAGCAGAUUAUCCUGGAUUAGGAUUGUCAAUUGAAGAAGAAAGGAGAUACACUGUGAAGAUUCACCACCAAAAGGGGAUUAAAGCAAUGAUUUCUUUUUGAAACCAGAAAUCAGCAGAUCUGAAAUGAAUUGAAGGAGUUUUUUCAAUUACAAAUUAUUCUAAAACACUCCUAUUUGGCGUUUUGUACUUAUUUUCAAUGUUUUAGUGUGGGACUGAAAAUUAAUGAAUAAUACUGAAUUCUGAUUUUGAAGUUAAGUACUUUUAUAAUAAAAAUUGUAAUGACGUG
Messenger RNA from Cimex lectularius (bed bug), 1452 nucleotides. RefSeq lists its product as uncharacterized. The record is from RefSeq and is a predicted model, not a curated record. Bases 480 to 1199 code for a protein of 239 amino acids. The transcript is spliced from 6 exons. Lineage: Eukaryota; Metazoa; Arthropoda; Insecta; Hemiptera; Cimicidae.